UGCCUGGAGCCGCACCCAGGAGUGGGGGCAAAAGGCCGCAGCUGAGUAGGGCCACAGAUCAGGCUUGGUUUCUGCCGGCAGCGGCCCCCACUCCUCCAGACACCAUGAGUGGCCGAGUUGGAGACCUGAGCCCCAAGCAGGCGGAGACCCUGGCCAAGUUCCGAGAAAAUGUGCAGGACGUGUUGCCCACCCUACCCAAUCCUGAUGACUAUUUCCUUCUGCGCUGGCUCCGAGCUCGGAAUUUCGACCUGCAGAAAUCAGAGGCCAUGCUCCGCAAGUACAUGGAGUUCCGGAAGUCCAUGGACAUUGACCACAUCCUUGAUUGGCAGCCCCCAGAGGUGAUCCAGAAGUACAUGCCCGGAGGCCUGUGUGGCUAUGACCGGGACGGCUGCCCGGUGUGGUACGACAUCAUUGGGCCACUUGACCCAAAGGGCCUGCUCUUCUCCGUCACCAAGCAGGACCUGCUUAAGACCAAGAUGAGGGACUGUGAGCGCAUCCUGCAUGAGUGUGACUUGCAGACGGAACGGCUGGGGAAGAAGAUUGAGACCAUUGUGAUGAUAUUUGACUGUGAGGGCCUGGGACUGAAACACUUCUGGAAACCUCUAGUGGAAGUGUACCAAGAGUUCUUUGGCCUCCUUGAAGAGAAUUACCCAGAGACCCUGAAGUUCAUGCUCAUUGUGAAAGCCACCAAACUGUUCCCUGUAGGCUACAACCUCAUGAAGCCCUUCCUGAGUGAAGGCACUCGCAGAAAAAUUAUAGUAUUGGGAAGCAACUGGAAGGAAGGUUUGCUGAAACUCAUCAGUCCCGAGGAACUGCCUGCUCAGUUUGGGGGGACUCUGACUGACCCAGAUGGGAACCCCAAAUGUUUAACUAAGAUCAACUAUGGUGGGGAGAUCCCCAAGUCCAUGUAUGUGCGGGACCAAGUGAAGACUCAGUAUGAGCACUCGGUGCAGAUCAAUCGUGGCUCCUCACACCAGGUGGAAUAUGAAAUUCUGUUCCCAGGCUGUGUCCUCAGGUGGCAGUUCUUCUCUGAUGGUGCAGACAUUGGCUUUGGGGUUUUCCUGAAGACCAAGAUGGGGGAGCGGCAGCGAGCUGGGGAAAUGACAGAAGUACUCCCCAGCCAGCGUUACAAUGCCCACGUGGUGCCUGAGGAUGGGAGCCUCACCUGCUCAGAAGCUGGUGUCUAUGUCCUGCGAUUUGACAACACCUAUAGCUUUGUCCACGCCAAGAAGGUCAGCUUCACUGUGGAGGUGCUGCUCCCAGACGAGGGCAUGCAAAAGUAUGACAAGGAACUCACCCCUUUAUAGGCAGCUCGCUCACUUCUCUGAGACCCCUGACCCUCUCCUUUCUCUAUCAAUAUCCUACCACCCUCUGUUCCCUCAGAAAUUGAUCAUUAAUCCUCUGGACUCUGUGAGAUUAGUGAGUAGAGAAAGAGCUGCCUUGGGGAAGACUUAUGUGCUGUGGUUAGAUCAGGAGAGGUAUGAGAGGCACAGUUUGGAGGAUGCCAAGAUUGCACAAGAGGCAGAAGCAAGGUGAAAGCAAGAGGUGAUGUCAUUGAAACCCAAGAAACCAGAAAAUGAAUCCUUAGCUUUUGUCCUCACUUCUCCUAAGGCAUUUGUGUGUGUUCAAAUUUCUUCCCUAUGAGCUAUGAGUCACUUGGGUUACAGAUAUAUCUAAAUUCCUUUUACUUCUACUCCUUAUAUAGUAGGUGCUCAAUGUAUACUUGUGAAAUUGAAUGAAGGUAGUGAGCAGGUAAUUCACCAGUAUGCAGGACAAUAAGGAGCUUACCCAGAGCAGAUUUCAGCACCGUGGACAGAGACCAGGCUGUGGAAGGGGUAGACUCUCCUGGAGACCCAGGUGAUCCAGCCCCCUGGUUUCUGGGAGUGGCUGCCCCCUCAGGUAGGUAGGAGAUGCCUACAUAAGGCUUUGUCUGAUUCAGGGCACACAGCUUUCCCAACCCAUCACUCCCACCCUCACCCCCUUCCUUGGAACUCACAGCUUAUAUUUUAAGCAAUUAAAGAAGCUUUACUGAAAGCAAAGGAGGUCCUAUCUGGCUCAGGCUGUAGCCUGGUGAUAAUAAUUUAAAAGUCUCAGCUAUCAUCUGGUGAGUGCUUUCUUGCAUACCCCACAUGGUGCCAAGUGCUUUAUGAGUUUUGCUCAUUUCACUCUCAAACCUUCCCUGGGGGCCGCUUAUCAUGGUCAUCUUAUGGAUAAGAAAACUAAGGCUUAGAGAGGUGACCCCCAACAUCAUAUAGCUCUUAAGUGGCAGAUUCAAGACCUAAGGUUUGUUUUUUCUUUACUCCAAAGACAUUGCUUUUAAUUGUCUAUAAUACCACUUCCUAAGACCCUACUUUCACAAAGAAGGAGAGAAGGAAUGACUUGUUUGUCCUAGAUCUUCCAGCAGAAGUGUCCUGGGUGUCACCCUCUCCAAUCUCAGUUUGUGGGCAAAGUAUGUGUUAUGCCCACUGGUCAGCUGGGGCAAUGGAGACCCCAGUGCUCAACUGCAUGAUGUUUGUCCAAGGAAACUCACAACAAAAUGGACUAGGGUUUUGCUUCUAAGCCUAACACCCUGUCCAUUCACAUGGCCUCUGAGAAGCAUGACCCCCUGACACCCACCAUGGCUUUGGGUGACUGAGGGAGAAGUUGGGUCUCCAAGACAUUCCUGUUCCAAGCCAGGGACACAGAGACACUGGCUUGAAACCUAGGACCUCUUACCAGAAGGUACCAAAUUACACAGAGAACGUGGGUAGGUAGAAACCAAAGGGCUGGCUGGUCCUUGGGAACAAGCUGCCCAGAACCAAGGCUACUGGAGUGAGCCAGAGUGGAAGGCCUGACUCCAAAACCAAUCAAGCAAAUGUUCAGCAAUGGCUAGCACUUUCCAUCCGCACUUAUGGGUGCAGGAUUUUAUCUCCAUUUUAUAGAUUGGAAACUGAGCUCCCAAAAGACACUGGCCUGGUUUCCUUUGGCCUAUGGGUAGCAAAAAUGACACUUAAGGCCACCCUCCCUCACCUACUCACUCCCACCAAAUUCACAUUACUGUAGCAAUUUUCCAGAAUAAGACAAGACUGCUGACUCUCAGAGUUGGGGAAGGUGAGGGAGGAAGGAGAGGAAAAGGAAGAGAGCAUUGUCAGAUUUUUUUGGGGGGGAAAGCAAUAUAUGGAACAUACUUAAAAUUGUUUAUCUGAAAUUAAAACUUAAUGGGGCAUCCUGUAUUUUAUCUGGCCACCGUACAAAUGAGGGAGAGGGAGAGGGAAGGGAGAAACAGGGCAGAAAGGAAAGAGGGGCAUGGGGUCAUUCUCUUGGAAGACUGUGGUAGCACCAGCAAUGCGGGUCAAGGGGUUCCUGGGAGUGGUUGGCCCAGAGUUGAUGGGGUGCAGCACCACCAGAUGCCCUCAUUUGCCUGAUCUCCUCUACUGCCGAUCAGAGACCUCACUCUGAGCAGAAGGGUACUUGCUACCCGGAGGCAGGGGCAGCCCCUGGAGCCUAGGCCAGGGCUGAAGCCAAGAACCAAAAAGCGCCCCUCAGCAUCUGCUGACGCCCAGCCACGGCAAACCAGCUCCUACUCUAUUUCCACCAUCAGUGGGAAAUAGCCCUCCCGGGCUCCCAGCCUCACUCAGGGGCCACUUAGUUCCAGUUCUCAAAGUCCAGGAGGUGGUGAAGGGGGGAGGGGGAAAGGCCCUACUUUGUCACCGUGGCUAACGGGCACCCCAUUCCAGCAGUGGUCAGCAAGCAGUGUAGGGUCAGGAAGACCGAGGCCCGCAUGCUCCCUACCGUGUGUGAAGGGCAAUUACAUUUCUGUGCCAACGGCCCAGAAGUGACCAGGAAGGAAAGGUCUCGGCUGCCCUUGGUGGCUGCAGGCUAUUUCCCAUAAGACAGAUCAAAUUUGGCAGUCUGGGCAAACUCCAUGCAGACUCCAUGCAGACUCCAGGCCAGGGCAACCCAUGGGCAGAGAACAAGCCAACUGGUGCUAAACAGGCACCCUCCCCAGAGAGCCCACUUCACAUCAUGCAGUUAAGAGGUCAUAUUUAUCCCCCAACACACAUGAGUGCCAGGGAGAGUUAAGGCAAGACCAGAGCACUAGAGAAAUAGAAAUCUUUAUUGUGCGUAAAUAAAAGGGUGGUUUAGUUGUCUUCCGAAGGGCCUGCUGCCUCCCAGCUUUCCUUGAUGGGUAGACUGGGACAUCAUAUCAAUCUCCUCUUCAGAAGAGGGUCUCUCCAUUGCCCCAGCCACUGACUCCAUCUCCUGGGUGUCCUGAUCAGACAGGCCGCCCCCGCCCCCAGCAUGCUCCCCAGCCAGCCAAGGGGGCAGUGCAGCUGGAAGACCUUGCCCACCUUCUUCAGGGUCAGCAGCGGAGUGAUCCCACUGAAUGCCAACACCAACGCCACCAAGUCCUUCAGCGUCUUGCAAGAGGCUGGGAGGGAUGGGGCGAGGGAGUGGCUCAGGACUGCCCAGAGGUGUGGGACAGGCCAUGCAGGACAGCUGGAGCGGACCUUGAGCCCAGAGUUCUUCAAAGUAGGAAAAGAAAAACCAGGAAUAUGUGGGGAAGCAGGGUGUUGCUGGGGAUAGGACAGGGCAGUGAGGUCAGGACUGAAGGCAAGUGUCCAUGAACCUGGAUGGUGGAGGGGGUGACCAGACCUUUUCGGGCCUAGGCUGCCUCCCAGCCCUGCACCUCCAUUUAAACCAUGAUGUCGGCAGCUUCUUGAACUUCAGUGGCCCCACAACCACCAUAUGGGUGUUUCCUUCACCUGGGAACUCUGGAGAGGGGAAGCUGUUAGUCCUGGCAUCUUCCUCCCCUCCCAGCCCCUGGCAGAGGCUCCGAGCCAGCUAACUCCUAAGUAGGUGUGUGUUCAACUGCUAAAUGGGGGCAGGGGGCAGUGAAGUGUCACCUAACAGGAAUUAAGAGAAAAUAACUGAACAACACAAAUAGCCAUCCCCAAGGUACUGAUUCAAUGCUAAUACUUCCAUCCCGUGGAUAUACAUCAUAAAUGUCAAAGAGGGGGCGCCUGGGUGGCUCAGUUGGUUAAGCGCCUGCCUUUGGCUCGGGUCAUGAUCCUGGAGUCCCGGGAUCGAGUCCCGCAUCGGGCUCCCUGCUCUGCAGGGAGUCUGCUCCUCCCUCUGACCCUCCCCCAUCUCAUGUGCUCUCUCUCUCAUUCUCUCUCAAAUAAAUAAAUAAAAUCUUUAAAAAAUAAAUAAAUAAAUGUCAAAGAGGUAUCUGACCGACAGAGCUGUCUGUAGAGUAUUCUAGAAGGUUAUAGAAUACCAUAAAAACUGGACCAUUAUAUUCAUGUGUACAUACAACAAAACCUGCCUGGAUAUGGUUACAGUAAGAUGUUCAUUAACGAUGGUUUGUGUUGUAGGAUUAGAUCUUUUUUGAAG
Molecule: messenger RNA, 5376 nt
Organism: Mirounga angustirostris (Northern elephant seal)
Lineage: Eukaryota; Metazoa; Chordata; Mammalia; Carnivora; Phocidae
Product: SEC14-like protein 3
Exons: 12
Coding region: 105-1307 (400 amino acids)
Cellular component (GO): cytoplasm; nuclear speck
Source: RefSeq, a predicted model, not a curated record